AUGGAUAUUCAGGCAUCAAAACCUCCGAAUAGGGCCAAGCGCCGCAAGAUAUCUGUGGCGUGUGAUGAUUGUCGGACCAGAAAAGUUCGCUGUGAUGGCGUCCAACCCGUAUGUGGCCCAUGCAGCAAGAGAGCCGAACUUGGGGUGCAAUGCAACUACACUGGCGAGUUGGAGAAGCGGAAAGCGAAUCAGCUGUAUGACUCCCUCUUGUGUGAGAAAUUGGACAUACACGCUGACCGUCGAAUCGAUAGAUACAUUUCCAACCUUGAGACCCGAAUCAAACAACUUGAAGGGGGCGAGGGCUCCCAGGGGCCAGGCAAAGGCCCCACACCAACUUCUACUCCCCGGCCAACUUUGCCAUCACCAACCCCCGGGGGAACACUACCCGAGACACCCGGAACUUACCGAAGCAUCCAGAGUCAACCUGGUGCACAUACGCCCGCGUCACAGCGGAAUGGAGUGAACGCCAUGAUGGGUGCAGUCGAAGAAGAACGUGCCAGCCAAGGCUUUUUCGGGAGCUCCAGCGCCGCAGGAUUCAUGCGUCAAAUCAGAACCGCGGUGGACAAGAAGGUAGCUCCGGAUUAUCGAAGACCUUUAGCUCCUCGUCUACCUGUGAGCUCAACGCUACUGUCUACCCGCACAGAGACUGCCCAGCAUCCCGUCGCAAAUUAUGUGUUACCUCCACGGAAAAUGGCGGACAGUCUGAUGGAAGUGUAUUGGGACUACGUUUUCCCUCUAUAUCCGUUCCUGAUAUCUGCGCAGAUGAAGAGGGAGUAUGCAAGAAUUUGGGCAGGAGAGACUCCAGAAUCUGACGAGAACAUGCUCAUGUGCACGCUCAAUGUCAUCUUCGCAUUGGCAAGCCAGCUGGCUGACUUUGUCCCGCCGACGGAACGUGAAGCGUCUGCCGAUGCCUUUUUUUCUCGGGCAAAAGGACUGUUUCAGUUCAAUCUGUGGGACAGUGGGUCAGCGGGUCUGAUUCAAUGUCUGCUACUAAUGGCCCAGUAUUUACAGAGCACUGAUUCUGCGCAUCAAUGCUGGAUUGUCACUGGAUUGGCUAUUCGGAAUGCUCAAAGUCUGGGGCUACAUCUUCCUGAGACCAUUGCCAGUCUGCAGAGCUUCCAAGAACAGCAAUUAGCUCGGAAAAUAUGGCAUGGAUGCGUUCUGAUGGACCGGGUCAUAUCCAUGACAUUCGGUCGCCCAGCUAUGAUCACCAAGGCUGCCAGUGGAGCUGUUCCUCUACCGGCUGCCGUUGACGAAGAAUUCAUUCCGCCCGAGUCAGGGUCAGAGGCCUCCCAGCCCGCUGAUCGACCUUCAAUGAUGGCAUUUUUCGGGAAGACCCUGGAGCUUUACGACAUAAUGAAUGAUGUACUCGAGAGCCUCUAUGAUCCUUCAACUGACUCUAGUGGCGAAGACAUUCACAACUUUUAUUUUAAUAAUAUCACAGGCGGGGGAGAACGGACCAUAUUUGAACUGGAUCACUGCCUUAGCCGAUGGACGAAAACCCUUCCAGACCACUUGCGCGGGGACUCGGCGUCAGUUUCUGCGAAUCCAAUAUUUUGUCGCCAAAGCAUUGUACUGCGUGCAAGGUUUCUCCACGUGCGAAUCCUUUUGUUUCGGCCAACUCUGUCCCGAUAUUGCGCUAUUCGAGACAACACAACCAGUGACUCGUUGAUACCGAUACACGACUCUUUUCCCCACCGCGUUGCAUUGCAGUGUUCCAUAAUAUGUGUCAAAGCAGCCCAAGAAUCUAUCCAGCUGAUCUACAACAACGUGCCCACUGAUGGAACUGGCGGACCGUUGCCUGCAUGGUGGUACAAUGUUCUAUACGUCUAUACUUCUGCGACCGUGCUAAUAGCCGGCCGUUUAUGUUCGGCAAUUCUUGCCGAAGUUAUGGAAGAAUCCAUUACACAAUCCUGGAAUCAGGCACUGGAGAUAUUGAAGAAGUACCAGAGCUACAGCACAUCUGCUCGACGCUGCGUUGCAGCACUUGAGAUUCUUUACGAACAAGUGGCGUCCGAGGAUGUGCCCCCCGGUCACCAAGAACCCCGAAAUGAGGCGGGAGAAGAAGCCUCUGCUGCAAUUGGCGACAUGUCAUUCGGAGAAGGAAUGAAUGCGUCUAUACUAGACAGCUUCGAGUUCCCUGACUUCCAAGAUAUGUCUUGGCUGAACAGUGUUCCGAGCAAUCUUUACUAG
Molecule: messenger RNA, 2193 nt
Organism: Penicillium salamii
Lineage: Eukaryota; Fungi; Ascomycota; Eurotiomycetes; Eurotiales; Aspergillaceae
Source: the annotation of a GenBank genome assembly